Symbiodinium pilosum is the source of this 390-nucleotide messenger RNA. NCBI's taxonomy places the organism in Eukaryota, Dinophyceae, Suessiales, Symbiodiniaceae. The record is from the annotation of a GenBank genome assembly.
GCCAAAACGGACACAAGGUUUCAGAAGCUGACGCGGCGGUACCUCAACCUCAAAGCAGAGAAGGAAGCAUUGCAAAAGCAGCUGGGCAAGUUUGAGGAUGGCCUGGCAAGCACAACCGCGAAGGCCGAAGUGACACCCGCCGCCACCGCCACAACUGGGUGGCAGCGCUUCGGCGUUUUCCGCCGGAGGCGGAAUUCACUGCUGCGCGGCCGCGUCACGCCACAGGUCAAUGCAAACAGCAUUGCCCUCGUCAAGGAGGUGGCCGCAAAGUACGCAGAAGAUCAUGGGCACAAGCCGUCGUGUGCAGAGCAUUUGGUCGAAUUCUCCGAGAAGAUUGGCAGCAAGGUUGCCUACAGCGUCGCCCGGCACUUGCUUCCCUCCCGCGAUUGA